Molecule: messenger RNA, 1542 nt
Organism: Geosmithia morbida
Lineage: Eukaryota; Fungi; Ascomycota; Sordariomycetes; Hypocreales; Bionectriaceae
Product: transporter
Exons: 5
Coding region: 1-1542 (513 amino acids)
Biological process (GO): carbohydrate transport; transmembrane transport
Cellular component (GO): membrane
Molecular function (GO): carbohydrate:proton symporter activity
Source: RefSeq, a predicted model, not a curated record
AUGGAACCAUGGUAUAGCGGAGCAACGGGAACACGUCAAGCACUCCUCACCGCCAUCCUAGAGCUGGGAGCCUGGAUAGGCGCCCUUAUAAACGGAUACCUCGCCGACGCCGCCGGGCGCCGCAUCACCGUCGUCAUUGCGUGCGCCAUCUUCACCAUCGGCGUCAUCGUCCAGGCCUGCACUACCAAUAAGGAUUACGUCCUGGGUGGACGGUUCGUCACCGGUAUCGGCGUCGGCUCUUUCAGCAUGCUUGUUCCUUUGUACAAUGCCGAGCUGGCUCCUCCCGAGGUACGCGGCGCUCUCGUCGCUCUGCAGCAGCUUGCUAUCACUUUCGGGAUCGGAUAUGGGACAAACUUCAUCGGAGGAACAGGUUCCUCCCAGUCCGACGCAGCCUGGAUCGUCCCCGUGUGCAUCCAGCUGCUACCGUCGACCAUCCUAGCGGUCGGCAUGGUGGCCUUCAUGCCCCAGAGCCCGCGGCACCUGAUGAACCGCGACCGCGAGGCCGAGUGCCUGAGCACGCUGGCCCGUCUGCGCGGCGCUCCCGAGACGGACAUGCGCGUCCGCAUCGAGUUUCUCGAGAUCAAGGCCCUCCGAGACUUUGAGCGGGCCCGUCUGGCCGCCAAGUUCCCCCAGUACCACCAAGGCCACGACGGCAACGGCGACAGCGACGGAAGCAGGAGCACGGACUUCCGCGCCAACUUCAUGAUCGGUCUGCACGACUACCUCUCCCUCGUCACGGACCCGUCCCUGCGCAGGCGCACGAUCGUGGCCGUCGUCACCAUGGUGUUCCAGCAGUGGAACGGGGUCAACGCGAUCCUGUACUACGCGCCCUUCAUCUUCCAGGGCCUGGGCCUGGGCGGGUCGACGACGUCGCUGCUGGCCACGGGCGUGGUCGGCAUCGUCAUGUUCCUGGCCACGGUGCCGGCCGUCCUGUUCGUCGACCGCUUCGGCCGCAAGACCAUCCUCAUCGCCGGCGGGGUUGGCAUGGCGGCCUCGCACUUCAUCGUCGCCGGCAUCACCGGAUCCUUCAGCGGCGACUGGGAGGACCACCGCGGCGCCGGGUGGGCCGCCGUCGUCUUCGUCUGGAUCUACGCCGCCUGCUUCGGCUUCUCGUGGGGCCCCGUCUCGUGGAUCAUCAUCAGCGAGGUGUUUCCCCUGGGAAUGAGGGCCAAGGGCGUCAGUCUGGGCGGUCAGUCAAACUGGCUUAACAAUUUUGCCGUCGCCAUGUCGACUUCGCCAUUCAUUGCAGCUAGCCAAUUCGGAGCCUUUAUCUUCUUUGGUGCCAUCACAACCGUAGGCGCCGUGUGGGUCUACUUCUUCGUCCCGGAGACGAAGGGGAGGAGCCUCGAAGAGAUGGACGAGCUGUUCGGUGAGGCCGGCCACGCACAGGCCGAUGCUGACCUCAAGGAGAGGAUCGAGAGGGACAUUGGCCUGACGGCCCUGCUGGACGCCGGUCAGGAGGCUUCCUCCGAAAAGGUCGGGGAACCCAAGGCUGGUGAUGCUGCCAGCGAGGCGAAGCAGGUCGAGAAGACGAGUGGCUGA